This is a messenger RNA of Rosa rugosa (rugosa rose), 1069 nucleotides long. RefSeq lists its product as uncharacterized. The transcript has 2 exons. The record is from RefSeq and is a predicted model, not a curated record. Lineage: Eukaryota; Viridiplantae; Streptophyta; Magnoliopsida; Rosales; Rosaceae. Bases 144 to 755 code for a protein of 203 amino acids.
GAGGCCUCUUAACUCCACCUCUAUUUAAACCAUCCCAUUCGUCAUUCCUUCACCCCAAACCAUUUUCAUUCUCUUAGCGCUCCUACUCUAAGCUCUUCAUUUCUUCUUUCUAGUGCAAUUUCAGUUUUUCUCUAUUAAUCCCCAUGGCCGCUGUUGAGGUUCAAUCGGCACAGACCGCUUUCGCUGCAGAGAACACAACUCAUCAACAUGAGGAACCAGCUAACGCUCAAGAGACUACCACUGCUGCUACUACUGAAGUAGUGACAGUAGCAGAACCAGCUGAAGUAGAACCGGAGCCUGUGAAGGCGGAGGAGGAGCCAGCUGCUGAGGUGGCUUCGGAUGAGCCAGCAGCUGCGGCUCCAGAAGCUGAAACCCCAGUUGAAGUUGUGACAAAGGAGGUGGCUCUAGAGGAAGUUGUCCCGUCAGAAGAAGCACCAGUUGAGAAGACUACUGAAGAGGAAACUACUCCUGAUCAGGCUGAUAAGGUAGAGCCGGAGCCAGAAGAACCAGUCGUCGACGUUGUGGAGGAGACCAAAGAGAACAGUACUGGUGAUGAUGUUCAGUCUGUUGAGACUACUCCUCCGGUGGCGCCAGCACCGGAAGCAGAACCCGAGCUGGAAUCGGCAGCUGAGGAGCCUAAGGAAGAGGUCGCAGUAGUCAAGGAGGAAGAGAAGCCUGCAGUUGAGGAAGAGAAGUCAGCUGCUGCUGAGGAGGAGAAAGUUGAUACUGAAGUCCCAGUAGAGAAAGCUGAGUAAUGAUAAUGAAGCCCGUCAUGUAAUGGAUCAUAGUGGCUUUGUGUUUAUUGUCCAGGAUGACCAGUCCAAUGUGUUUUAUUGAGUGGGUCUAAUAAGUACUUAAUAAAGAGUAACUAGGUUAAAAAAAAAAAAAAGGGUGUAUGGAACCUACCUGUACGUGUAUGCUUAGCUUUUGCUAAGAUGUAUGCGGUUUGGUUUGGUUUCUGAGUUAUAAGGCUGGAUCAUGAAUUGUAUUGAGGUGCAUGUAUGUUUUAUUGAAAAUUAUCAUGUAAUGUUGCAUUUGAGUAAUUAAUAAGAGAUCGAUCAUUGUGUCA